AGUAAUUCGUUACUUUUCUUUAGGAAAAACUUUUUUUUAAAGCACUACUAGUUAAACGUGUAAUACAAUGUACCAAAAAAAAUUGAAAUGAGAAGUCGACAUUAUAAAGUCCAUUAAAUCUGUCCCCUCUUGUUCUGCGCCCAUGUUGCUGGCUUCUUGUUCACCUUGAUCGUCAUUUGCUGUGUGAAUUCUUUGGGAGAAUGUCGAAGCCAACGCUGUACUACGCCCUUUUUAGCCCUCCGGCCAGGGCUUGCAUCCUGGUGGCCAAAAUUAUUGGCCUGGACCUGGACCUCAAACCCGUCGACUUCGCUAAGAAGGAACACCUGAGCGAGGAAUUUGUCAAGCUAAACCCCCAACACCAGGUCCCCGUGUUUGUGGACAGCGAUGGCGAGGUCUACGUGGACAGUCACGCCAUCGUGUCCUUCCUGGUGGCCAAGUACUCCGGAGAUGACCAACUCUACCCGCGGGAUCUGAAAAGGAGAGCCCAUAUUGACCAUCGCAUGCACUACGAGAACGGAGUGCUGUUCCAGGUGGUAAAGGACAUUGUGGCUCGGAACAUUUACGGUGGAGAGGGGGAAUACAACCCCCGAUCUUUGACCCUCUGCCACAAUGCGUACUCCGACUUGGAGCACUUUCUGGAGAAGGGAAGUUUCGUUGUGGGCAACGAACUAAGCGUUGCCGACGUGUCCAUCCAUACCACUGUGGUGACCUUGGAUCUGCUCAUACCAGUCGACCGGGAGAAGUACCCGAAGACUAAAGGAUGGAUGGAACGCAUGGAUAAGUUGUUGCCCGACAACGAGGAGAUCAACCUUAAGGGUGCGCGGGCACUGCAGACCCGCAUCCUAAGCUGCAUGGCCGAGAACAAAUUAAAAAACCAGUAGAUCCUCUCUUAAUGAGGCUCCCAUGUUACACAUUCACUUUUUGUGUCCCUUCUGUGGUAAAAAAAAUAUAUAGACUUCCGGCUAAUACUCAUAUAGAGCAAAAGAUAUUAA
Molecule: messenger RNA, 992 nt
Organism: Drosophila santomea
Lineage: Eukaryota; Metazoa; Arthropoda; Insecta; Diptera; Drosophilidae
Gene: GstE13
Product: glutathione S-transferase 1
Exons: 3
Coding region: 201-881 (226 amino acids)
Biological process (GO): glutathione metabolic process
Molecular function (GO): glutathione transferase activity
Source: RefSeq, a predicted model, not a curated record